Alternaria novae-zelandiae is the source of this 552-nucleotide messenger RNA. RefSeq lists its product as uncharacterized. The record is from RefSeq and is a predicted model, not a curated record. The transcript is spliced from 2 exons. Bases 1 to 552 code for a protein of 183 amino acids. NCBI's taxonomy places the organism in Eukaryota, Fungi, Ascomycota, Dothideomycetes, Pleosporales, Pleosporaceae.
AUGCCAGUACCUUCUAUUGGAUUCCAAUCCUUCAAGACCUCCGUCUCGAAAUCUGAGAACGAACCGGGUCCAAGCAUCCACGGCUGCAAGGCAGCAGAACUUGAAUCCCUAACCAUUCGAUACGACCCACGAUUUGAAGCUUCGGCAGAUGUUCUUCUAUGGCACCCAGACUGUUUGAACCACUUCCACCAGAGUCUCAAACACCUGACUAUUGUCAACGCUUUUUGCGGCAACUGGAAUAACUUCUUCCGCGACAUCGCAAAGGCUCAGCUCGAGACAUUGGAUAUUGUGAUUGAGGAUGAUGUUCUCGGGGUGGUUAGGACGAAAGUGCCGUCGUAUGACGACGUGGAGAAUGGGUUGGUGUGUGUUCAUGAGCGGUUUAAGAAGGCCGCGGAGAAGGUGGAGGUUAGACCGGAUUGGGUUUUCGACCUUGUGAAGCGGGUGUGGAAGAAUCAGGAUGAUAUUGUUGAUCGGUUGUUGGAGGAUAGUGAUGAGGAGGGUGCGUUUGAUUGGGAAGAGGACGAUGACGAGGAGGAGGAAGUUGAAGGAUGA